AGUUGGUCAUCGAGUUAUUCUCGCACAAGAGAAGGAUGGCUGUUUGGGGGAUUUCAUUGUUGAUUCUGUCAUUGACGUUUCUGAUGCACCGACAUCCACCGAACACAUGGCGUCUAUCAUGGAUGCUCCUACCGCCGCCCGAUUCGAAACAUCUAAAGGAGAGACUGGAGGAACAUGGCAAGACGGAGAAGAGCCAGGAUGAACAGAGACACGGUGAUGAGAAGGCGACGAUAGAGCAGGAGAAGGAAGACAAGAUUGAAGCACCGACAGAGGAGGAAAGCGACGAUCAAAAGACACCACAAGCUACACCUGCCGCACCUUCAAUCGCUGUUCCCUCAUUCAACCUGGACUCGUCAAACACCUCAACAGACCCAGAGACCACUUCAAUGCCGCCACCUUCCCUCCUAACCCCAAACUCUCCUCAACGAGCAAUGCCUCCUCCACCGAAACCGACUACCAAACCAUCAACACCAUCUCUCAUGCCGCCUCCCUCCUUCCCAGCUCCAAACUCAGCACAACGCGCCUCCCAAUCCACCUCCUCAUCCCUCAUGCCACCACCCUCACGACCCACCCGCUCAAGCCUAGGCGUCCCAGCAAUCCCAGGCAGAGCACCACCAACCCUCUCCCCAGCCGCCCAAGCCCGCGCACCACCCCCCCGAAUCGACACUCCAAAAUCCUCCUCCAGCAAAGUAAAACUCGCCCCUGGUUUCUCGCCUCUAGAUUGGGCUUCCCUGGCCGCUUCCAAGAACCUUGCCAAUGUGUCUUCAUUCACAAGAGUUACUCCCUCCUUGUUGAAGGAGAAGAAUGGGAGAAAGGGGAAUGAUGCAUGGAGUGUUUACAAUGGGAAAGUGUAUAAUAUCACGCCGUAUGCGCCUUUUCAUCCUGGUGGCAAGGGAGAGUUGCUCAGGGCGGCGGGAAAGGAUGGGACAAAGUUGUUUUUGGAGGUUCAUCCUUGGGUUAAUUGGGAGGGUAUGUUGAAUUCAUGUUUGGUCGGCGUCAUGGUUUCGGAGAGUGAAGGCGAGGGCUUGGAUGCCAUGGAUUGAUUUUGUUAGCACUGCAUUUUGUUUCUCCUUUCUACUCAUGAUACCCGGAUAUUAGAGGAAUAGACUGUUGCUG
Molecule: messenger RNA, 1116 nt
Organism: Aureobasidium subglaciale EXF-2481
Lineage: Eukaryota; Fungi; Ascomycota; Dothideomycetes; Dothideales; Saccotheciaceae
Exons: 1
Coding region: 36-1043 (335 amino acids)
Source: RefSeq, a predicted model, not a curated record